AUGGCUAAUUGGACGAGUUUUGGGGAUCGGAUGCUGAAUUUCCACCGGUCAAUGCUAAAAUCAUGGUGCAAUUGUUCCGGUUUGAAGAGCUUCCAAUACUCCAGUACCCGUCGUGGCGGCGGCUUGCUCCUUGGGGGCGGAUGCUUAAAAAAAGCUGCGCACUUUUCGCCGAUGGGGCGGCGACACUGUUCUUCUUCUCCAACUCCUCCACCUGUAAGUACCCCAUCACCACUGCUUUUUGUACCUCCCGGGGUUAGUGUUGUUGAUCAGAAAAAUUCAGAUGAGUACUCGGACAAGGACUAUUUUCAUUUCUUCAGCCUUUCGGAACAGAGCCAAUUUAGGGUUCCGAAGAGUCUUAGGAUUCCGUGGCAGAGGGACCUCCUAACGCCUGACGCCGCCCCAUGUGUGGGCUCUUCUCAUGGCUGGCUGGCCUUUAACCACCCUCGCAAUUGCCACCCUUAUCUCUACAACCCCUUAAUGGACACUCCUGAUUUCCCCUACGUUCCCCUCCCCUCCGUCGAAACCCUCCCCUCCGUCGCCGCCGUUCGCCUCCUCAAAUCCGAUCACCUCUCCCCUUCCCCUCCUCUCAUCAAACAGUUCCUAAUCUUUCUCCACGACAACGAGCGCAAUGUCUCCACCGAGGACAUCAGUCAUUUUUACGUUCGGAGGCUUGUUAUGUCAUCACCCCCAUCGCUCCCCUGUUAUUCUUCAUCACCCUGCGGAAAUGAUUGCACCAUCAUGGCCAUCCACAGCGCAUCCGAGGAUAUUGCCUUCUGCAAACCCGGCGACCAUAGCUGGACCACCUUGGACACUUCCGUCGGACCUUAUAUUGACAUCAUAUAUUUCAGCAAGGAUCAGCGAUUUUAUGCCAUGAGAUCAUAUCUCAGCAUUGAAGCUUGGGACCUCACAGACCCUUCUUGUCCCAAAAAACAUGUGUUUGAUAAUCCUCUCUUUUGUCCAGGGAAGUUUGAGGAGGGAAAAAUUGCGGAAUCUUAUAAUUGUGACGAGACAGAUUAUUUAGUUGAAUCCUCCGGGGAUCUUUUGCUGGUUUCUAGGUUUAUAGCUGUAAGUGUUACUGAAAAUGGCAUUCCGCAUCCCCGCAGGUUGGAAAAGAAAAUAGAGAAUAACAAUGGCGAACGAGAAAAUUGUUUCCUUCACGACGAUGAUGCUUAUUGGACUCUGGGAUUUGAUGUUCAUAGGUUCGAUUUUGAUCACAAUAAGUGGGAACCUGUGGAAUGCUUAGGUGAUCGGGCAUUGUUUGUGGGUUCUAAUAAUUCUUUUUCUCUCUCUACUCUCAAUCAUCCGGAGCUGAUGGGGAAUUCUAUAUACUUCACAGAUGAUUACUUUGAUGGAUUUAACAAAAUAUACAGGGGUCAUGAUAAUGGCGUCUUUCACUUAGAGGAUCACUGCAUAAAGCCAUCUUAUCCAAGAAGGUUGAAGAUCAUUGACCCACAUCCAGUUUGGAUUGCCCCCAGCACAAUGUAG
Messenger RNA from Cornus florida, 1485 nucleotides. RefSeq lists its product as uncharacterized. The record is from RefSeq and is a predicted model, not a curated record. The coding region runs from base 1 to 1485 and encodes 494 amino acids. The transcript has a single exon. Lineage: Eukaryota; Viridiplantae; Streptophyta; Magnoliopsida; Cornales; Cornaceae.